This is a messenger RNA of Funneliformis mosseae, 140 nucleotides long. The record is from the annotation of a GenBank genome assembly. NCBI's taxonomy places the organism in Eukaryota, Fungi, Glomeromycota, Glomeromycetes, Glomerales, Glomeraceae.
AUGUAUAAUGCUGCAACUUUAUACUUUUCUGAAAAUUCUGGUAUAAAGAACGUAGAAUUGGGUGAAAAGUACAUGAGAUUGGCUGCUUAUAAACAACAUACUCAAGCUAUUGCUUAUUAUAAGGAUAGAAAUUUACCUUU